AAAUAUUUUACCCUUCGAAUGGACGCAAUCAUUGCUCAUUACAAUAAAACGCCUAUAAAUUGCAAUGUUUACGGCCUUGUAAACCUAAAAGUGGCAUGCAACGAUCUGCUCGUGGAAUAUCUCAAAAAAGAGAAGGGCUACCAGCAGAGACAGACGUACACCGACAUGAAAAUAGCGGUUGGUCUGAUAUCCGUGGUGUGUGCGAUACUGACGUGUUACAUGUCCUUGCACUACGACUUUGCCGAUUACAGGAAGGCGCUCGUCGUGGUCCUUGCCAUUUACUUCUCCCUGAAUUUCAUGCUGGAGAUUUGUUUGCGGUUUUUUGCGCGUAAUACCGUGUUUGAGGGAUACAACAGGGAGGGAUCGAUACGUAUUGAUGGGUUUAAUAAGGCUGUUGACACCAACUACAAGCUCAUAAUUUACAAGAAUGGAAAGGCCAUUCCUGGUAAUUUCAGCAAAAGCAUUUACGAUCUUUAUGACGAGUCGGGGGUGUUGGAUCACGAAACGUUUUUGAGAGAAGUUGCGCAGGUGUUUGCUUAGUUAAAAGUGUUUAGUAAACUGCAUUGAGUUC
Messenger RNA from Vavraia culicis subsp. floridensis, 571 nucleotides. RefSeq lists its product as uncharacterized. Lineage: Eukaryota; Fungi; Microsporidia; Pleistophoridae. Gene Ontology annotation, cellular component: signal peptidase complex; membrane. The transcript has a single exon. The coding region runs from base 19 to 540 and encodes 173 amino acids. Gene Ontology annotation, biological process: protein targeting to ER. The record is from RefSeq and is a predicted model, not a curated record.